AGGCGAAGGCAAAGACGUGUCAGGUUUGCGGCGGCUCUGCAGAGACGCGCAAGAUGGCGACUCCCUCAGGUUCUGGUGAGGCCGACGAGCUUUUCGACGUGAGGAACAACUUCUACAUCGGGGCCUCGCAGGCGGCCAUCAACGAGGCGCAGCGAGUCAAGCCAUCCAGUCCAGAAAAAGAAGUAGAGCGGGACAUCUUCCUGUACCGUGCAUACAUUGCACAGCGCAAGUAUGGCGUGGUGCUGGAUGAAAUCAAGCCCAGGGCUUCUCCGGAGCUCCAGGCUGUGCGGAUGUUUGCUGAAUAUCUCUCCAAAGAGAGUCAAAGGGAUGCCAUUGUGGCAGAGUUAGAUAAGAAGAUGGGCAAGAGCAUGGAGGUCACUAACACGACCUUCCUGCUGAUGGCGGCUUCAGUCUACUUCCACGACCAGAACCCCGAUGCGGCGCUGCGGACCCUUCACCAGGGCGACAGCUUGGAGUGCAUGGCCAUGACUGUCCAGAUCCUACUAAAACUGGAUCGUCUGGAUUUGGCCCGAAAAGAGCUUAAGAAGAUGCAGGAACAAGAUGAGGACUCCACGCUGACGCAGCUGGCAACCGCAUGGGUGAACCUUGCGAUGGGUGGUGAAAAAUUGCAGGACGCUUAUUACAUCUUCCAGGAGAUGUCGGAGAAGUGGUCACCCACACUGCUGCUCCUGAACGGCCAAGCUGCCUGCUACAUGGCUCAGGGCAAGUGGGAAGAUGCCGAAGGGGUGCUCCAGGAGGCUCUCGACAAGGACAGCAGCCAUCCUGAGACCCUGAUCAACUUUGUAGUCCUCUCACAACACCUGGGGAAACCCCCAGAGGUGACCAACCGCUACCUGUCGCAGCUCAAGGAUGCCCAUAAAAAUCAUCCGUUCAUAAAGGAGUAUCAAGCUAAGGAGAAUGACUUUGACCGCCUGGCCUUACAGUAUGCUCCCUGUGCAUGAUACCUCAAGCCUACAGCAUCUUGUGAAGUUGGAUUCUGCCCAAACACCUUGCAGGAAUCCCCCUCUCUGUCCUAGUACAAGCUGGACAUUUCCCUCAGUUGGCAACAGGCAGCAGAGCAAUCCAGGUUUUCCGCUGCCAUUUCUCCAGUGUCUUUGGGCUCUUGUUUUAAGCAAACACAGGGUGGAAUAGAGACUUGGAAAUUCCAGAUCUUUCAACAUUCUCAGUAAAUCCUCCAUUAGGUUUGCCUGUAAGACAGUUUCCAGUUUGAAAACAUUGACUACCUUUGUAUCAGAUUAUUGAUCCAGUGAGCCGGUUCCUCCUCCGAGUGGCUCCCCCAAAUCUGUGUUGGGGAAGGAGCCUUCCCAUACCUGUUUCCUGGAUUCUUUUCACAGACACAGCUGCACGUUGAGCAUGGGCCCUUUUCAGGACAUGCAUGAUCCUCCCUGGGUAUUUUAAGGAUCUUUCUUUUUCUCUCAUUUGUAACUGAAGCACAGGUUACCCAGCAGGUUCCUCUGUAGUGAAAAAAAUGUGAUUUUGCUGGCUUUUUAAGAUGGAAGUUGUAGUCCAAACUGUCUGCAAGGCUUGGGGAAGUUUGUCCUAAAUUUCCUCUUGUAGGCCAGGUAAUGGCACAUGCAGGGUUAAAGUUUAAGAGUGGCUGGGCUUGCAUAAUCCUGGUUAGCUGAACCAGAGUGAGAGAAAGUUUGUGAACCCUUUAGAACUGUCCAUCACCCUGCAGCACUAAGAUUCCCAACAUGAUCUAAAAUGGUAUUAGGUGGAAAGACUCUGUUAAAUAAAAAAACCCACACCAAA
Molecule: messenger RNA, 1773 nt
Organism: Python bivittatus (Burmese python)
Lineage: Eukaryota; Metazoa; Chordata; Lepidosauria; Squamata; Pythonidae
Gene: COPE
Product: coat protein complex I subunit epsilon
Biological process (GO): intra-Golgi vesicle-mediated transport; retrograde vesicle-mediated transport, Golgi to endoplasmic reticulum; endoplasmic reticulum to Golgi vesicle-mediated transport
Cellular component (GO): COPI vesicle coat
Molecular function (GO): protein binding; structural molecule activity
Source: RefSeq, a predicted model, not a curated record